AGGCGUCUCUCUCGGGCAGGGUGGUGCCUUAUCUCCCCCAGCUUGUGCCUCCCUCCUUCCACCGCUGCUUGGCUUGCGGGGCUCCUCAGAAUGGGGCCCUGUGAGGCCUGAGGGAUUCUCCUGAUAAGGCCCUGUGCCACCUUUUUCACUCUGGACCCUCACCCAGGACCCCGUGGACAAGGCCUGCUGCCUGAGCUAGGACUCCCCGCUAGGGGCUGCCCAGGGCCCCUCGGCUCGCACCCUCCUGCAGGUGACGGCGGCGAGCCUGUGCGUCCGCAAGCGCCAGAGGGAGGCAGCCGCCAGCCAGGCAUGACCAAGGACACCGAGAACGCGGGCACCAUGACAACCAGUCACCAGCCUCAGGACAGAUGCAGGGCUGUGUGGCUUAUCUUCUUUAUACUGGGUCUGGGGACACUGCUCCCCUGGAACUUUUUCAUGACGGCUGGUCAGUAUUUCAAAACCCGCCUGGACCUGUCCCAGAAUGUGUCCUUGGUCACUGGGGAACUGAGCAAGGACACGCAGGCCUCGCCCGGCCCUCCCGCACCCCCAGCAGAGAGGCAUUCCCUCAGUGCCAUCUUCAACAACGUGAUGACCCUGUGUGCCAUGUUGCCGCUGCUUGUUUUCACCUGCCUCAACUCCUUCCUGCACCAAAGGAUCCCCCAGUCAGUGCGCAUCCUGGGCAGCUUGGUGGCCAUCUUGCUGGUGUUCCUGGUCACCGCCGUCCUGGUGAAGGUGCAGGUGGACGCUCUGCCCUUCUUUGUCAUCACCAUGGUCAAGAUUAUGCUCAUUAACUCGUUUGGUGCCAUCCUGCAGGGCAGCCUGUUCGGUCUGGCUGGCCUCCUGCCAGCCUCGUACACGGCGCCCAUCAUGAGCGGCCAGGGCCUGGCCGGCUUCUUCGCCUCGCUGGCCAUGAUCUGCGCCAUUGCCAGUGGCUCGGAGCUGUCGGAAAGCGCCUUUGGUUACUUCAUCACGGCCUGUGUGGUCAUCGUCGGGGCCAUCUUGUGUUACCUGGCCCUGCCCCGGCUGGAAUUCUACCGCUACUACGCGCAGCUCAAGCUCGAGGGGCCUGCCGAGCAGGAGACCAAGUUGGAUCUCAUCAGCAAAGGAGAGGAGCCAAGAGCAGGCAAAGAGGAAUCUGGGGUGUCUGCCCCCAACUCUCAGCCCACCCCCAGAAGCCAUUCUAUCAAAGCCAUCCUCAAGAAUAUCUCAGUCUUGGCUCUCUCCGUCUGCUUCAUCUUUACCGUCACCAUUGGAUUGUUCCCUGCUGUGACUGCUGAUGUCCAGUCCAGCAUCAUGGGUGCUGGCGUCUGGGGAAAGUAUUUCAUUCCUGUGUCCUGUUUCUUGGUUUUCAACAUCUUUGACUGGCUGGGCCGGAGCCUCACGGCGUUCUUCAUGUGGCCUGAUAAGGACAGCCGCUGGCUGCCAAGCCUGGUGGUGGCUCGCCUGGUGUUCGUGCCUCUGCUGCUGCUGUGCAACGUGCAGCCUCGCAGCUACCUGCCCGUGGUCUUUGAGCAUGAUGCCUGGUACAUCCUUUUCAUAUCUACCUUUGCCUUCUCCAACGGCUACCUCGCCAGUCUCUGCAUGUGCUACGGACCCAAGAAAGUAAAACCCAUGGAGGCAGAGACGGCAGGAGCCGUCAUGGCCUUCUUUCUGUGCCUGGGCCUGGCGCUGGGGGCCGUUUUCUCCUUCUUCUCCCGGAACAUUGUGUGACCAUCCAAGAGUACCGAAGGACCACACUGCCCUCCUCCUUCUGCCAGGGACGAGCAGGGGGCCUAGAGAUUUGCUCUUGCCACCGACUUCUGCUUUUUUCCAUGGGGGAGGGGGCUGGAUGUUCAGGCCCCCCAAGAGGGAUCCUCUGCAGAUGGACUUGGACGCUGAAGGGUCAGCAAUGGCAAGGGAAUAAUGGUCGCUGGUUGAUGGGUCUCACUGAUCUCUGUUUGAGCAGAGCAUGAGAGACUCAAGUGAGUGUGUGUUAUGUGUGUGUGUGUGUUUCGCGUCUGUCUGUCCCCGAGGUGGCUGGGGGCCAGGACUGACUUGUAUCAUGUGAUCUGCUAUUUCCUCUUCCUCCUCUGUUGGUCUCUUCCUCCUGUUCCCCGUGUCCCCACCCACCGCUCUUUGCCUUGUUUUUUAUACUCGACAGAAACCAGGUGCCUUCAGGGGCUCUCUGAUGAAAUAAACUUAAUAUUUUUUCCCCUUUA
Jaculus jaculus (lesser Egyptian jerboa) is the source of this 2198-nucleotide messenger RNA. It is a transcript of the gene Slc29a1, whose product is annotated as solute carrier family 29 member 1 (Augustine blood group). The record is from RefSeq and is a predicted model, not a curated record. Gene Ontology annotation, biological process: nucleoside transmembrane transport; uridine transmembrane transport. Bases 310 to 1710 code for a protein of 466 amino acids. Lineage: Eukaryota; Metazoa; Chordata; Mammalia; Rodentia; Dipodidae. The transcript is spliced from 14 exons. Gene Ontology annotation, cellular component: plasma membrane. Gene Ontology annotation, molecular function: nucleoside transmembrane transporter activity.